AUGGACUUUGAUUUGAUAGAAGAGCAAAUAAACAAGAUUGAAGAGGAGUUAGAAAGAUAUAAGCAUAAUGAAUUACAAAAAGUCAGUAAAAUAAAAAGCAAAAUAAAUUUAUUUGAUCGAACCAUAAAGGAAUUAAAUACAAAAAAAUGUAGGAAAAGUUUUGAAAAUGUCUAUAAAUCAUUAGAAAAACAAAAAAAAGAAAAAUUCAAUGAAAAAAAAAUAUAUACAAAAAAUGGUAAGGAUAUUUUUACAGAAAUUAAGUUGAUAAAACAGGAAGAAGAAAAAAAUUAUAAUUUUAUAAACAAGUCAAUUAAAUUUAAAUACAAUAUAAAUGAUGUUGCAAAUGAAAUAAAAGAAACACUUAAUAUUUUUAAUAUACAAAGAAAUGAUAUAUUUAAACAAAUUUUUGAAAAGAUAAACAAAUCCAAAAAUAUAUCAUUAGCUGAUUAUAAUAAAUAUUUACAUUUACAAAAAGAGAUAGACAUUUUAUUGGCCUUGGUAAAUAAAAAUGCAUUAAUGGAAAUAUUUGUGUUUGCGAAAAAUUUACAAUUUUUUCAAAAUUCAAUGAUAAAUAUGUUUAACCAAUUUAAUCAUCAAAUAGAAAAUACAAUUACAGACAAACCGAUUUAUAAAAAUGACUCAUAA
This is a messenger RNA of Plasmodium vinckei vinckei, 645 nucleotides long. Its product is annotated as conserved Plasmodium protein, unknown function. Lineage: Eukaryota; Apicomplexa; Aconoidasida; Haemosporida; Plasmodiidae. The record is from RefSeq and is a predicted model, not a curated record. The transcript has a single exon. The coding region runs from base 1 to 645 and encodes 214 amino acids.